AUGGCCUCACGAGGCCCCAGUGAAGGGGCACCGAAGCCUGAAGUUGGCGAUACCUUGAUCGUGAUACACGAUUUCCAGGCCCGAAGCUCCGACGAACUCAGCCUUGCAAAAGGAGACCGAGUUGAACUAAUAGAGCGAGACGACGAGUUUGGCGACGGAUGGUUUCUCGGUCGUCAUUUGGUCAACAAUAACAAUGGGCUCUUUCCUGAAGUCUAUACUAGACCAGCCCCAAGGAAUGUCCCCACGAGCACUUUCAACAGCUCCAAACCCCAGACUCCCCAUCGAGAACAAACCCCAGAUUCGAGCGCCGACACAGGCACAAAGGAAGAACCGGAGCCGCAGCCUCAGCCUCAGGCCCGGAGCCCUGUGACGCUACCUCUCAACAGCGUCAAAUCAGAGCCCGCCUUAGUAGCGAGCGAGCCUCCUGUUCUUUCUGGACUAAGCCAACUAACUACUCAGAACCAAGACAGCCAUGUCUUGCACGAAACGCUUACUGUCAUCGAUGAGCACAUAACCGAUCUAAGAUCUCCAGCGAGCAAUGGCGGGCUUCGAGCGGUAGCGAACGAUUCCGGAAGCGAGUACAGCAGCACCCAUCCUGAUCAGCGAGCAUCGUACAUCCAGGGCGAAGAAACCGACGAGGAAGAAGGAGAGUUCCAUACACGAGAAGAGGUCGAAGCAUGGUCCCCUGAUGAUGUUGCUGAGUACCUUUUUACCGAAGGAGUCGAGAAGCACCAUUGUGAAGUUUUCAGAGACCAAGAAAUUUCGGGUGAGGUUAUUCUCGGCAUGGAUCAAAGCUCGUUGUUCAUCAAAGCGUUCGACCUUGGUUCAGUUGGCCGACGACUGAAGACUUGGCACAAGAUCAAAGCCCUUCAGGAUGAGGUCAACAACCAGGGCCUGGAAACGCGCCGAACAACGCAAACGUAUGGAAAUGAUGGCUCGGAAGAACCCCGCAGGCCGAGGAGUCGAGCAAACACUCUUACGAACCGGCCUACUUCUAUCCAAACGAGGCGGAUGUCUUUAUCGCAAAACACCCCCAAAGCCUCCCCGACAUUCGCUGGAUCCCACACACAAGACAGCUCCAACCGUGCUAGCCACAUCAAGAGACCUUCCGCGGCAUCGAUUAGGGAGUUGAACCAUUCGCGCCGGCACUCCUCAUCGACAGACUUUCGCCAAGCUGGCCCGGCGGUGGCAUCUGGACCUGCCCCUGUUCCCAAGAUCGCAACACCGGGUACCCUCCCCGUAACCGAAGGAACUCAUAAAAAGCAACCCUCAUUUGACCGAAACUGGACCCUUGGCAACGCUUAUUCGCAACCCCCGCAAAGACCCCUUUCUUCCACUGGUCUCCAGGACUUACUUAGCCCACCAGGGGCUGAAACUCAAGAUCCUACUAUUGAUGCCGAUCGGGGCUAUUUUUCCGGAACAGAAGUCGACGGAAGGAAGAGGAACUUGUUACGAAAACGCGACAGCAAUGCCGAAUCGAGAAAGUCGAGUUAUACAGAAGAGCAAAGGGUCCGAAGCGCUACAGCUAUGGCACGACAGUCAAGAUUCGGAAGCGUGGGGUCCAUUGCAGAAGGAGGCAUUUCUUCGGCAGCUCAGAAGUACUAUGGUAUUCAAGCUGGCGCGCAUAGGAGAACUGCGUCAGCCGCUUCAGAGUCAACACUGAACGUGCCGCCAUCUAAUGAUGUUCCUUCACCCACUGUUACCAAAUUAGAUACCACAGUCGGAUCAGGUCGCUCGACAGCAUCGCCCGUCUCGACUCGGCACCAAGGCUUCAACUCGGACUGGCUAUCGUCAAUGGUUAAUAAGCCGAUUGCAUUGGCUGGAGGCAAGGGCAUGCGGGCCAUUUCUGACAACCUGAGCUUUGACCGAUCCAAAGUCUCGACUCCUACCGAUCCAUCGAGCAAGGAUUUCUUGGUAGAGUCGCCCGCGCGGACUGGUUCGACGACGCCAUCAGGUGGAGCUAGUUUUGAUCUUGAAUCUCCCGAUGCCGCGAAGAGUCCUGGUACCCCUGUGAACCAAGUCAGCAAGAAAGCUGGAAAGAAGGGGAAAAAGGAAACAAGCGCCUACACUCGUGGACUACUCAAGAUUUCUCCCAAGGAGGCAAGCAAAGAUGCAGACUAUAGUGGCUGGAUGAGGAAGAAGAGUUCCAAUCUUAUGACAACAUGGAAGCCUCGUUUCUUUGUCCUUAAAGGUCGACGGUUGGCAUACUACUAUUCUGAAGACGACGAGCAAGAAAAAGGACUCAUCGAUAUUUCAUUCCACCGAGUUCUGCCUGCCGAUAACGAAAAGCUCACGGGUCUUCACGCCACAAUCACAAGUCUGGGAGGUCAGUCAAUGCCAGGAAACACUGAGGAUCUGGAGAAAGGUGACGAUUCAAUCUUCAUUUUCAAGCUGGUUCCUCCCCGAGCUGGUCUCUCAAGGGCCGUGAACUUUACAAAGCCAACUGUUCACUAUUUUGCUGUUCCGAAUUUGAAGCAAGGACGACUGUGGAUGGCUGCUCUCAUGAAAGCGACUAUUGAUCGAGACGAUACGAAGCCCAUCACCACGACCUACCAGCAAAAGACAAUAUCCCUCUCCAAGGCCAAGCAGAUGCGUUCUCGCCCACCAGCUUUGAUGAACCUUGAGGAAGGGGCUGAAGAGGAAGCCGGCGCAGGCCGAAAAGAAGCCAACGGCUUGGGGAUCUCGUAUGACGAAGCAGACAGUGGUGUUUCUGGGGUCGACAAGCUAGCUGGCCAAAGAGCUGAAGAAGCUAAGUUAAGUCUCGACUCUGACAAGGAGGCUCCACAUGCGUCAUGA
Molecule: messenger RNA, 2796 nt
Organism: Fusarium coffeatum
Lineage: Eukaryota; Fungi; Ascomycota; Sordariomycetes; Hypocreales; Nectriaceae
Exons: 3
Coding region: 1-2796 (931 amino acids)
Biological process (GO): actin cytoskeleton organization
Cellular component (GO): plasma membrane
Molecular function (GO): protein binding
Source: RefSeq, a predicted model, not a curated record